GGGUUUUCUUUCCCCAUUCGGGACACCUCGUUUGCAUAGGUGUUAGGUCACGAAAAAUUGAUUGAUGCCAUUUACUAAAACAUAAAAUGAUCGCUGUCCGUGCAUUGCAUUUGACACCUGUGCUGGCGCAGUGAAAACAUUUCUUGGAUAUUGAGCUGAUAUUGGAACAUGGAACUGGAAUUAUGUGCAAUUGAUGCUGGCCUUGAAAACGUUGAAUUCUUCAGUCCAGAAAUGUCCAAGCCGUGUAAGAUGCAAAAAGCUCGUCUGAGGAUCCCCAAAACGGUUGUCCAUGAAGUAUACCACAGUGACGGCGACAUUUUUCCAGAAGCAUUAUGGGUGACAUACAGCAGUGAAUUGACACAGGAGAUCUAUCGCCUGAACAAUGUCCUACAACAGGAGAGAGAGCGGGAGAUUCCCAUUCGACAGAGGAGUAUGGAUGACCAACUCCUGUUGUCCAGACAGAACAGUUGUGAUGACUACGUGGUGAUGACUCGGCAGUACAGCUAUGAUGAACAGCGCCCUCUGUUGUCUAGGCAAGAGAGCAGUGAUGACCACCGUGUCCCGUCCCUAAGCAACAUCCAGAAAGUGCCUUCCAUAUCAGACUUAACAGAUGAUGAUAUUCCUUCCACUACCGCUGUUCCACCUCUGACUCCAGGAACUACACAGAAAAUGUCCCAGGCUGUCCAUGAGAGUUUCAAGACUUUUGAGAGGGAGCAGCAAAAAUAUCACAUCUCAAAUGAUCCAGCCCAGUGGUCAGAAAGCCAUGUGAUGGUGUGGCUAAAAUGGAUUGCACAAGAGUUUAACAUCCUAGGAAUCAAUCCUGGCAAUUUUACCAUGAGAGGCAAAGACCUGUGUCAACUGAAGCGUGACCAGUUUCUGGAUUUGGCUCCCCCAUACCUUGGAGAAAUAAUGUGGGAACACCUGGAGAUUCUCAAGAAAGGUGUAACACAUGAUCAUCCCAGCCUUGGUAGUGCACCCAGUAGUUAUAGCGAGCCUGUAUGCAUGCCAGAAUUUGGAGACCGCUUCCCUAUCCAAGGAUUUUCCAGUCACCAAGACACCAAAAUUGGAGCAUACAAUGGUCUUACUGAGGGCAAAGUCCCAAACACACAAACAUGUACAUAUGGAGCAAUAACAGAAUCCAUGCAAACCUUGAAUGAUGUGAGCGAUUCUCCUAACAGUGGCAGUUUUGAUGACCACUCAGACUGUCAGAGUCUGGAGACCAUUCCACACUACUAUACCUCAGACAACAGCCCUACAACUGAGUUUUAUUCUCCCAUCCCUGAGCAAAAAUUCCAUCCGCCAGUGAUUCCAGAUAUUUGUCAUGGUCAGCAGUACAUGAGGCAGGACAACCGGUAUCAGUACAGCCAAGUGUACCAGAACCAGAUGGUCCCCAGCAUUAAGCAGGAGUACUUGUGGUCCGAUUGUUCAGAGAGCAGCCUCAACGACAGCUGGUCAUCAGAGUAUCGUGGGGGCCUCAACAUGGGGGUGUCAAGAAGUCUUCAGUCCUCACCCACAGAUCUCUCCUACCCUCAGUCUGAGGUCAAACCAAGCAACUUUCCAGCCAUGGUGGGCUAUUCUGGAAGUGGACCUAUUCAGCUGUGGCAAUUUCUUCUAGAGCUGCUGACAGACAAAAAUUGCCAACAUUUCAUCAGUUGGACGGGAGAUGGAUGGGAAUUCAAACUAUCUGAUCCAGAUGAAGUGGCCAGGAGAUGGGGAAUAAGAAAAAACAAACCGAAAAUGAAUUAUGAAAAAUUAAGCAGAGGACUUCGUUACUAUUAUGACAAAAACAUCAUCCACAAAACAGCAGGAAAGCGUUAUGUUUACAGAUUUGUGUGUGACUUGCAGAGCUUGCUAGGCUAUACGCCAGAGGAACUUUUUGAAGCAUGUGAUAUCAAACCUCAAGCUGAUAAAGAUGAUGAGUGAGAGUCCGAGUCGCCUUAAUGAUUGGUUGCAAAUUUUGAAGUGAAUCAAAAUCACUUCUGUUGUUUAUUUGGGGCACUUUUUAAGCUCUGGUUCACAAAUUCCUUUUCUUAAAUCUUAAUGACACUGCUCAUGAUGUGGAGGUCAUGAUUUCUUUUGUAAAGCAGUAGAUUUUUCAGUUUGUAAUAGAAAAGGAAUGUGAUGUAACUUUGGCUGAUCAAAAACAGGAUGAUUUUGUGAUGUUCAAGUUAAAAUGUGAUGAUAUCGGAAUGACUAUGAUUGAUAAAUAUCAUUUGUCACAUUGUUGUUUUCAUAAAAUAUUGAUCUCAGUUUUUCAAGCUGAAUAUUUUUCAAAAAAAUGGCAUGUUAUGUUUUUUGAAAGGCCUAAAUUAUGUUUGUUGAUUUUAUUUAAGGCCAUGUGAACUACAGCAACAUAAAAUGUACAUAUUUAUAUUCGUCUGUGUUCUUGGAAAGAAACAUCCUGUAUAACACUAUUGAAAAAGCAUUAAUGUGAAAUAUUUUAUGUAAAACAUCUCACUGUGUCAUAGGUCAAAAAUUUGAAUAGGCAGCUGAUGUGGUCUGAUUUUACAAAAAUAUAGAUGCAUGAAAAUACACAUAAUUUUGAACCUUGAUGCAUUCCACUUAUUACCAUGGCAAAUGUUUGGGGGGGGGGGGGGAUCAGCACUAUUCUUUUUUUUUCUUUUUUUGUUUUUGUUUAAAAUUAUGCAAAAAGAGGAAAUCCCAAAUUUUUAAAUUCUUCAUUUAAAUUAAAUCACCAUUUCAUUCCUUUGUAUUUUCGAAAGCAAUACUUUGUUCUUACUGCUUGCUCUCUUGUACAGUAAUGUUGCAAAACAAAACUUGUUAUUUAUGUGUGUAUGUAUAGAGGCCUUUCUGGUAAAAUCAUGCAUAAAAUCUGUUACAUUUUGAUAUAUUUUACAUAUAGUGCUGAGAUAUGACGUAGUCGGUAUCAGUACUGUUGUCCAGUUUUGUUCUUACUUAGAAUGAACUGAAUAAUUUCAUUACUCUGGCAUUAAAGAGAAAUUAAUACAAGUUUCAGUAUUUCAUUAUUGUAGAUAAGUUUAUUCAUGUCAUCGCAAUUUUACGAUCUGGGUGAUUUUUUGAAGUGUUCUUAAGGAAAUUGAAGGUCUGUAAUUGUGUGUAGAUUCUUGAUUGGUUUUAUUCAUUUUAAUUUUGUUCAGAAACCUAGUCAAAUAAAGUUCUUUUGCGUAUGUUUUCAAAAAUGUUGCAGUAAAAUCCAAUAUUGUGUUCAUUUAUUUUAAUUUCUAUCUUAUAAUAAUACAUGUAUCAUUGAUCAAAGACUGUUUUUACACGGAGAGAUUAAAUGUGGUAGGAAUAUACUAACCACACUAUUUUGUGUUCAAUAUCAUAUUUUGACUUUUUUAUGAGGGACAUGAAGUCGUUGGAUGGAAUAAAUUUUUAUUGCAAUGAAUUUUUAAUUUUCUUUUUAAAAAAAAGAUCUUUAUGGAUUUUCAACUGAAAUGUAUUAUAUUAUGUGUUCAGUCAUUGAUAAUUAUUUUCAUUUUGUAAUCAUUUAUUGCAUUUUUUUUUUUUCUUUAUUUUUAUUACUAUUAAUUGAAAUUCUGAUAAUUUAAAAGAAAAAUUGAAUUUUCAUUAUAAUGUGUGUUAGCAAUAGUGCCUUAAUUGAUUGUUUUUCCACAAAUAUGUCUUGUUUGAAAAUAAGUUUUAAAAAGUCUGUUAAAAAAAUGGAGAGAAAAAAAAAGUUUUGUUACAAGAAAUAAAAGAGUAGAAGCCAUUAAUAUUCCUUUUAAUAAAAUUGUUAUACUUUUUGAUCUACCCAUAUAAGAUGAAUAUGUACAGUUAAACGCAAAAUUGGUUUUGUACAUUGUUUCUUAGAAAAUGUAUGUGGUGGUAUGGAGGAAACAUUCACCACUCAUGCAUGGCUGUUGUUGAUCUAUCAUGCAUUUUGUAUAUAUUUUAUACUAGUUGUUGAUCCUUGUACAGCUUUCAAUGAUGUUCAUACUUUCCUUACAUUUGAUUAACUCAUCUUGUUUUCAUAUUGUGCCUUGAAGGCAGGAACAACUUGCAUUUUUGUAACCAAACAAAAAAUCAUUAUUAUGCUUUCUUUUUAAGGUUACACUUUGAUUUAUGGGAAUUCAAAUCCUUGAUUUAAUCAUAUUGUUAAAAGUUGCUUUUUUAUUGAAAUAUAUAAAAUUGUAUUGAUAUUGUAGAUAUUUGUAAAGAAAGACAAAUAAAAACAAUUAAAAUAUAAAACCAAA
This is a messenger RNA of Ostrea edulis (European flat oyster), 4178 nucleotides long. Its product is annotated as transforming protein p54/c-ets-1-like. The transcript is spliced from 12 exons. The coding region runs from base 169 to 1923 and encodes 584 amino acids. NCBI's taxonomy places the organism in Eukaryota, Metazoa, Mollusca, Bivalvia, Ostreida, Ostreidae. Gene Ontology annotation, biological process: cell differentiation; regulation of transcription by RNA polymerase II. Gene Ontology annotation, molecular function: sequence-specific DNA binding; DNA-binding transcription factor activity, RNA polymerase II-specific. Gene Ontology annotation, cellular component: nucleus. The record is from RefSeq and is a predicted model, not a curated record.